AUGGUUGCAAACCGUCGGAUGGCUAGGUCGAUGAAUGUAGAAAUAUAUUCACGACGCCUUGAAACGUUUCGAGUUACGGAGACCAUUGGUCGUCGACCCGGUCUACCACCUAGGUCCUAUAGAGUUGAUCUCCGGAAUAGACAAUGCGAUUGCAGGAGAUUCCAAACACUUCAUUAUCCGUGUGCUCAUGUUGUGGCAGCUUGUGCUAAAGUAAACCUUAAUGUUGAACAAUUUGUCGAUGAUGUGUACACACUCAACCGCACGUUACGUGUAUGGGAAAAUGAGUUUCCUGUCCUGCCUGACCUGUCUACGUGGGAAGUGCCUCCGACGACUUUUGAACUUGUCCCAGACAGAGGUCUACGCCAGAAUUUGAGAGGUCGUUCGCAAUCAACUAGAAUCCGUAAUGAAAUGGACAUUAGGGAGAAAUCCGAGGGUACGCGUUGUGGAUUAUGCAGGUUAGCUGGUCAUAAUCGGAGUAAAUGCCCACAGUGA
Messenger RNA from Gossypium arboreum, 492 nucleotides. RefSeq lists its product as uncharacterized. The transcript has a single exon. The record is from RefSeq and is a predicted model, not a curated record. Gene Ontology annotation, molecular function: zinc ion binding. The coding region runs from base 1 to 492 and encodes 163 amino acids. NCBI's taxonomy places the organism in Eukaryota, Viridiplantae, Streptophyta, Magnoliopsida, Malvales, Malvaceae.